This is a messenger RNA of Priapulus caudatus, 1354 nucleotides long. RefSeq lists its product as uncharacterized. Bases 192 to 1028 code for a protein of 278 amino acids. The record is from RefSeq and is a predicted model, not a curated record. The transcript has a single exon. Lineage: Eukaryota; Metazoa; Priapulida; Priapulimorpha; Priapulimorphida; Priapulidae.
UAUUGAUAUUGUAAUUACCCUCAGUAUAUAUACCCGUUUCCCACAAAGUCAUUAGAUAUAGGUGAUAAACUGUUUCAUUUAUUGUAACGAAGCGGAUUCCCGUCCCGAAGCGGAUCCAGUUUUGGACAGGUUUUACAAAUUAUGACACUUUAUUUGCAUUAUUUCAAUUUCUGGAGCCACGUGCCAGGAACAUGCAGUACUGGCGAGGGAGUGCAACUGCGGAGACAGGGCACUUUACUAAGUCUUUCACCACAAAACCAGGACCAGACAGGAAACUUUCUCUUAUCGAUGAAUUCUUUUUGACAAUGGUCAGACUGAAAGUGGGACUUUUGACAGAAGAUCUAGCACAGAGGUUCAACAUCUCAACUGGAAGUGUAUCAUCCAUAGUAACAACUUGGGUAAAUCUGAUGUACACUGAUCUGAAAAUGCUUUGUGAGCUGCCAUCAAAGUCGGUUACCCAGACAAACCCAUCUCCAGCUAUGGGCUCAUUUGAUGAUGUCCGGGUGAUUUUGGACUGUACAGAACUUUUUGUACAGAACCCAAGUAAAUUGGAUGUCAGGAAACAGUUAUUUUCAAAUUACAAACAUCACAAUACCUACAAAUUUUUGAUUGGCAUUAGCCCACAGCUAGGCAUCACCUAUGUAAGUAGGAUGUAUGGUGGGAGAGCAUCUGACAAGUUUAUAACCUCAGAUUCAGCAGAUUUGCUACAAAAUUUGGAGACGGAGAAAGGUUCAGUGAUGGCAGACCGAGGAUUCUUGGUGCAGGGCAUCCUUAGUGAUAUGGGGGUUAAACUGCACAUGCCAGCUUUCAAAGGGGCGGACAGACCACAGCUUAGUGCAGGUGAAGGAGCCGUUUCCGAGAGAAUCUCCAAUGUCCGGAUUCACAUUGAGCGUGCAAUCCAGAGGAUAAAGACGUAUCACAUUCUUGACGGGGAACUCAAACUGUCAAUGAAAGACAUAGCAGCCCAAGUAUUUACAGUGUGUGCAUAUUUGGUCAAUUUCCAAAGCCCAAUAGUGAAAACUCUCUAGUGAAGUGGCACUCUGUCUUCACAUGAUAGUUGAUACGACUAGAAACCAAAUUUUGUGAACCUAGCUUGUAUACAUAGUGUAGGAGGUACCAAAGGUCAAUUUUUCUGCAUUAUGAAAGUAAAAGGUCAAAAUGUAGGUCAAAGUGACCUACUUUAAAACAUGCAACAUACCUCCCUCCCUUGGUGUACAUGUAUUUCCACACCAGAAUGGUAACUUGAUUGGCUCAACUAACGAGAUAUGAUUCCCCGGUUGUAUACUCUUAUUUGAACUAUGUAAUUACUGUAUAUAUUAGAGUGUCAUGUGUACUUACUUGCGAGAGAGAGAGA